UCGAUGUUACGCAUUAAAGUUGAAUCAGCUGUGCGUUGAGCGUGGUGUGGUGGCGGGAGAACAAAGAUAUUUUUCACUAAAAACUUCGCCUUAUCCAUAUUUUCGGCUAUCGACAUGGAACACAACUUGCACAAUGGCGAUACGGCCGGUAAGGAUGAGGUGAAAUCACCAUUUCUUAUUGGCGUUGCCGGAGGCACAGCAAGCGGCAAGUCAACAGUGUGCAAGAAGAUUAUGGAACAGCUUGGACAGGCUGAAAUGGAUCACACGCAACGUCAGGUGGUGGCCAUAAGCCAGGACAGUUUCUAUCGCGAGCUAACGGCAGCCGAGAAGCUUAAGGCGCAGAAGGGACUCUUCAACUUUGACCAUCCUGAUGCGUUUAACGAAGAGCUCAUGUUCGACACGCUGCAGUUGAUACUAAAAGGUCACAAGGUCAAGAUACCCAGUUAUGACUAUCGCACAAAUUCGCUGGAUUUUGAGAAUAUGCUGGUCAUUUAUCCAGCGGACGUGGUGCUCUUCGAGGGCAUCUUGGUCUUCUAUUUCCCCAAGAUACGCGACCUAUUCCACAUGAAACUGUUUGUGGACACUGACUCCGAUACGCGUCUCGCUCGUCGUGUGCCGCGUGAUAUCAAUGAGCGUGGCAGAGAUUUGGAUGCAGUUCUCACGCAGUAUAUGACAUUUGUGAAGCCAGCCUUUGAAGAGUUCUGUUCACCUACCAAGAAGUUUGCUGAUGUUAUCAUACCUCGUGGUGCGGACAACACAGUUGCCAUUGAUCUCAUUGUACACCAUAUCGGAGAAAUUCUCGCGGCCACCAACAUCGCACAGCACAACAACACAGUCCGAACUGCGGCCUCCAGCAUGAAGCGCGAUCACUAAAAAAAAUCGAAAAAUUCAAUCAAACGAUGUGUGAAUACGAUAAAAACAACUUUAUCAAGUGACUUCACACAAAGAAUAUAAUUUCUUGCUGCUGCUAACAAUGCUUGCAUUGUGAUCCUAUCGCAACUAACCGAUUGAUUAAUUUAGUUUCUAAGAUCGAUUAGUAUGUAUCCUAUAUAAUACAUACACAUUUAUUGUAAGCUUGUUUUAACGUUAACGAACUUAUCGACUUGUUAGUCGCGUUUAAUUCGGGCUUCUCCUAACAAAGUUAAACUGGAAUCAUUUUGUUUAAUGUACGAAAUAAAUACAUACAAUAUUAUUAGUUUAAUUCUAACUUCCUGCCCCAAAUUGUUAACGACUUUGUUGGAGCACUAAUCGGUCGAUUACACAAAUAGUAUCUACAAUAUUCACAAGGACACUCGUCAUAUCCUAACUUAUGUACAUGUUUAACUGUCAAAACCACCAAACACAAUAACACAUACUAUAGUUGUUAAAACUUAACGCUAAAUCCAAAAACAA
Molecule: messenger RNA, 1392 nt
Organism: Drosophila albomicans
Lineage: Eukaryota; Metazoa; Arthropoda; Insecta; Diptera; Drosophilidae
Gene: Uck
Product: uridine-cytidine kinase
Exons: 5
Coding region: 115-873 (252 amino acids)
Cellular component (GO): cytosol; cytoplasm
Molecular function (GO): ATP binding; kinase activity
Source: RefSeq, a predicted model, not a curated record